AUGUCUUUUUUGGAGCAGUUUGUGGUAGACCCCAUGAGAAUACAGGAAAUUCUGGACAGGGUGAUGUGUAAUGAGGCAGACUUUAAGUUCUUUGAGAAUAAGAACACACACCGAGAUAACACACCUCAGAAAGACAGGAGCCAGCUCACCUGCACGGACAUAGAAGAGAAGAGAGGAACAAUGUGUAAUUUGUUCAUUUCUCUGCUGACUGUUCUCUGCUUUAAUUGUCAUGGCCUUAAGGAUGUUAUCCACCUGGAUAUGGUUAAAAGUUCUGCAGCUUACAUCUUCACCCACAGCACAGAAUCUGAUCAGCUGGCCAUCAGCUACAUCCAGAAUGAAAUAGGUGAUGUUUGGGAAAAUGCCAAGAAUAAUAUGAAGUGCACUGACGCCAGUGGCCUCACAAAGGAACGCAUGCUUGCGAUUUAUGCCUAUACAGCGGAAUAUCCUGAAGAAAAUCCAUUCUACAAACAAUUCAACGAUGCAGUCAGGAAAUUUGGAACUGAUGAGAUGACAUAUGAAAACAACUUCAAGUAUAAAAGUUAUCAUUACCUGCUAGAUACUGCCCUGGAGAAACUGAGAAGCAAAUCCCCCACAGAGACCCAGAGGGUUUAUCGAGGGAUUCGAUAUCUGGCUGAAGGUACUGAGGGGUCACAGAUGCGCUUUGGUAUUUUCGCCUCUUCUUCACUGGAUGAAAAUGUUGCCUUGAACUUCAUUGACUUCAGUACAAAGACGAACACCAUAUUCAAGAUCAGAACCCAGUAUGGAGCACGAAUCCAAAACCACUCUUGUUUCCACUCAGAGAAUGAGGUCCUGAUUCCACCCUACGAGGUGUUCAUUGUGGGAAAGAUCACUUCUGAGACAUAUGGCAACUAUGUUUCUCUGAUGGGGGUGACGAAGAAAGGAAAGCAGAUGAGUUUGAAGAUGGGGAAGGAUGGGAAGGUAGUGGUGGUGCCCGAUGAGGGGAUAGCAAACUCAGCUUUCUGUGGAUUGUGGAUUCUAACAGCCCUGAUUUGUAUCUCUGGGUGAGGUCUCAUUCAAUUCCUGCAGUUCUAUCUUCACCAACCCGCCCUCCUCUUGCCCCCAGCUCACUGUAAGGUCUGGCUCUCUCCCUGCAUGGUGCUCGAAGUGGAUGUAAAAUAUAAAAGUGAAGAAGUUCUGGAGGACCCAGUGCUAUUGAGCAGAUCCCACCUUGCCUUGAACACUGCUCUCCAUCCCCUUCCCCAGACCCUUCUCUCUGCAACAUUUCCGUAUCGCUGCCUUUUUUUCCUCCAAAGUGAAAACCUCACACAUCCUCACAUUAUAUGACAUCCACCAUGUUUCUUGGGAAGACCACAUCCUCUAGAUGGGCUAAAUGGCCUAAUUCUGCCCUUCAGUCUCAUGGUCUUAUGGUCUCUUGAAGCCUUCUUGGGCCUUCCUCAAGCCUUAGAUUCCCACAUUUGGAAAUGUUACAGCUGGGCCCCAUAUGGAAAUCAUUAGUAUAGAAUGUGAAGAGUUGUGGACCUCGCACUGAUCCUUCGAGUUACAUACUGACAACCUGAGAGUGACAUGUUGAUUACUACUCUCUGCUUUCUGUCUGUUAACAGCGUCUUUACUCACAGCAGUAACUUAUCCUCAGUUGGAUGGCCCAUAUUUUCAUUUAUGACCCUGUGUCGGACCCUGGAAAAAUGUUCCGUACCCAUUGCUUCUCCUUUAUCAAAUGCAUCAAGUAACAUCCUCAAAAAUCUCCACCCGUUUGACAAACCAAAUUUCCACUUUUACAAUUCCAUAUUCACUCAGUCCAAUUUUAUCACACUUCCUUGAAUCGCCAGUUCUCAGACUCUUUAUAAAGAUAGACAAAUUUAACAUCUGACUGAUCUCAAACUAACAAAGCUGCAUUUCUCAAUUCUCCCUCUUCCUCACUUACUAAAUAGUGAGGUUUCACUUAUUACUUUUUAAUCACCAUGAAACUUACCAGAAUCUCUCCAACUUUGCAACGUAUUUCUUUCUCCCUCCCCUGUCUUUCUAGCCAUCUCUUUCAAUGCUCAGAAUUGAAUCUCAUUUUGCCCAAGGGCUUUACCAACCCUUCAUUCAGUUAGUCUUCCAACACAAAAUUCUCUACUCACUCCAAUUUGUUUUACUUCAUCUGUUUCACAACUCCCCGGUAUUUAUGGAAAAUUUUCUGUUCCUUCCUUUCACACUGACAGAUGCAUUUCCCUGUUGCUCAUUACACAUUCUCCUUUCCCUCAUAUACUAGGGAAACAGUUUUCCCUGGUAAAUUUUCCUUUUCCACAUUUUAAAAGAGGCUUAUUACAGUCUACCUUGAUAUUCCUAAUUAGCUUGCAUUCAUAUUCUCUUUUCCCUUUCUUGGUCCUCCUAAGCUGGAGUUCAAAUAACUCCCAGUCUCAGGUGUUUCGGAAUCGCAUAUGGAAGAAAACUGGGAAUACACUUUGAGAUAGAGGAUCAAUAAUGACCAUAUUGAAUGACAAACAUGACUUAAGUCUAUAUGGCCUACUCUAGUUGCUGGCUUCUAUGUUUUACAAGCCAUUUUUUUUCAAGUUCUGUGGAAUGGUCACUGAGCCGGAAACAUUAACUCUGAUUUUUAUCUUCACAGACGCUGCCAGACCUGCUGAGUUUACCAGCAACUUCUGCUUUUGUUCCUGAUUUUCAGCGUCCGCAGUUCUUUCAGUUUUUACUUUGUUUAUCGUCUUUAGUUAGUCACGUCUCAUUUACUUCCGGUUUUGGACAUCGACUAUAGAACAUGUAUUUCACAAAUUCCAUUGACCCUGAGGCUUUAACAAAUUGACACAAAGGGCACCUAAUCUCAAAAUCCUGCAUAACGAAUAUUAAAGAUUGCACUCUUCAAUUGAUUCUUUGUAUUUGCUACUCAAUUUGGUGAAUGUAGAGACACGAUUGGUAUCACAGAAAAUUAUUUUGGACAACUGGAAUUUAUUUCCCUCACUGUAAAUGCAAAAUGUACGUUAGUUUUGGAUCAAAAAUAUACAUAAAAUUAAAA
This is a messenger RNA of Stegostoma tigrinum, 2992 nucleotides long. Its product is annotated as ecto-ADP-ribosyltransferase 5-like. Gene Ontology annotation, molecular function: NAD+-protein-arginine ADP-ribosyltransferase activity; NAD+ poly-ADP-ribosyltransferase activity. Bases 1 to 1026 code for a protein of 341 amino acids. The record is from RefSeq and is a predicted model, not a curated record. The transcript is spliced from 3 exons. NCBI's taxonomy places the organism in Eukaryota, Metazoa, Chordata, Chondrichthyes, Orectolobiformes, Stegostomatidae.